AUGUCUCGCGAUAAUGAUUUCAUUGUACCCUCGACUUCAAUUCAAAAACUAACAAUUAAUGAUACAUCGAAAUAUGGAUUUGGUUACAAUCCAUCUGUGGGACCCGCGUCAAACUAUAUCACCUCGGAAUCGUCGCAUAUUCUUCUUAAUAAACGUACCAAUAUCCAACUAACUCCUACUUCGCAAAAUUCCAUAUACGAUAAGAAUUUGACUUCAAAGAAAGCGCAGGAGAUAAGCUUAUCGUCGCUAUCUUUUUUAUUUUGUGAAAUUGUCAGUUGGGCACACAAACAGUCCAAAGGCAUUCAAGAUCUCGAGAACCGCUUAAAUGGGCUUGGAUACCAGAUUGGCCAGCGAUAUUUAGAGUUGAUAAAACUAAGGGAAGGGUUCAAGUUGAGCAAGAGAGAAAUCAAGGUGAUUGGCAUACUACAAUUUAUCCACGGACCAUUUUGGAAAACAGUGUUUGGUAAAGUAGCCAAUGAGUUGGAGAAAUCGCAAGAUAUUGUUAACGAAUAUAUGAUUGUCGAUAAUGUACCGAUGCUCAAUAGGUUUAUCAGUAUACCAAAGGACUAUGGAGACUUGAACUGUUCUGCGUUUGUUGCGGGGAUCAUUGAAGGCGCUCUUGAUAGCAGUGGAUUCAGUGCCAAUGUAACGGCACACAACUCAGGAACAGAGGCCAAUCCGUUGAGAACAGUUUUUUUGAUUAAAUUUCACGAACAAGUUAUGAUUCGAGAGAACUUGAGGUGA
Molecule: messenger RNA, 744 nt
Organism: Lodderomyces elongisporus
Lineage: Eukaryota; Fungi; Ascomycota; Pichiomycetes; Serinales; Debaryomycetaceae
Gene: trs31
Product: TRAPP subunit
Exons: 1
Coding region: 1-744 (247 amino acids)
Biological process (GO): endoplasmic reticulum to Golgi vesicle-mediated transport
Cellular component (GO): TRAPPI protein complex; TRAPPII protein complex; TRAPPIII protein complex
Source: RefSeq, a predicted model, not a curated record